Molecule: messenger RNA, 789 nt
Organism: Neoarthrinium moseri
Lineage: Eukaryota; Fungi; Ascomycota; Sordariomycetes; Amphisphaeriales; Apiosporaceae
Exons: 2
Coding region: 1-789 (262 amino acids)
Source: RefSeq, a predicted model, not a curated record
AUGGGUCGACCUACCAUUCUCAUUAUUCCUGGGGCCUCUGCCACACCGGAGCUGUACGAGUCCUUCGUCAGUGCCGUGGUGCAGAGGGGCUACGAUAUUGAGGCUUUACCUAUCCCCAGCGUCGGCAAUGCCAACGGGUCUAACGGAGCGCCACCGACGAUGUAUGACGAUGUGACAUUUAUUCAGUCACGCAUUGCCGCUCUUUCAGAUGCUGGAAAGGACGUGAUCAUCGUUACUCACUCCUACGGGGGAGUGCCGGGCACUCAGUGUGUACAGGGGUUCAGCAAGAAAGAGAGGCAGUCAAAUGGGCUAGAGGGAGGCAUUAUUGGCCUCGCAUACAUCACCUCCUUGAUUCCAGAACUGGGCCAGCCCGCCGUGAGCGUACAGGCAUCUAUACCAGAGGAACGCAAGGUUCCAACCGCAAUUGAUGCGGACGGCUGGGUCUAUUAUCCUGAUUACACAAGGUUAGCGGAGGUGUCGUUCACGGACAUGCCUGGGGCGGAAGGCCUACACUGGGCUCAAAAGCUGGGAAAGCACUCGGCCGCUGCUUUUGGUAGUCCCUUAACGUAUCAAGGCUUUAAGGAUGUCCCCGUGUCAUACCUGCUUUGCAAGAAUGAUCUCGUUAUCCCACCCGAGUAUCAACAAGCUGGUAUCGACAUGAUUGAGAAGACAACGGGUAAAAAGGUCGAUGUCACGGCUAUCGACUCUGACCAUGUCGCACCUCUUAGCCACCAGCAGGAGGUUGUUGAUUGGAUUGUUGGUGUGGCGGACCGCUUGGGGAAGGCAUAG